AGCCUCCAACGAGGGAACAUGCGGGAGCUGCACCUGCUACGUAGCACCUGAUUUCAGGCUUGAUUUAGCUACCGCAGAAGCGACAAGGGUUUUUGCCGUCCUUCGCCGGAACGCAUCGGAUGCGCACUCACGUCGCCCGCUGGGCUCUGCAUGCAUGCAUGCAACGUACGUGAGAUCGAGUUACAAUCGUGUUGAGUAGGGGUGUACCCGGCAGGUGGAACCGGAGGCGGGAAUACAGCACACGAGCGCAUCGGUUUUGGGAAGGCGGGAAGACAGUCAUUGGGGCUUGAGCGCGGGGGAAGGUGAUCAGUUUGAGGAGUGCGGGGAAGACUGUCAUCGUGGCUUGAGGAGUGUGGGCAAUUGUUUGCAUGCACUUGCGUGGGGACUUGACGUGGCCUCGUGUGGGUGGCAGACGAAGGAGGUGGGGGCUUGCGUGUGGGACAAGUGAGCGGCACAGCGCGGGCGGGAAGGGAAGGAGGUGAGGCCACUCUGACCAGGCGGGAGGACGGGGGGACACGUGCCCAGGCAAGGAAGCGGCUUGGCACACAGGCAGGAAAUCGUGGGAAAGUGAGGACGAUGCCCGCGGGCACAAUGUGCAGCGUGUCGGGCAGCGCGGUGCUCCGCACAGCAGCUUGUGCGACUGCGGCGUUGUCCGCACGUGCGCAAGGUGGUCGUAGCUGUCGCGCAUGCAUGUGCGCGCUGCCCUCCGCCUCCCCCGCCACCUCCGGCGGAAGCGCAGGUAGCCGCUUGCGAAUUGAUAGCCAGCACGCUGCGACAGCACGGACGUCUUCGGUGUCAUCGAACGGUGAUGGUAGGGACGCAAGGAUCGCGACUCCGCAGGGGGGAGGCGAGCUGUCAUGCGCAAGGGGGCUGGCUGGGAGAAGGGAGCGGGCGGGGGGAGUCUUCUCGCCCAAUGGAGCGACGUCUUCAGCGAGUCCCAGUCGCUCGAUUAGUCAGGGGGUGGUAGCAAUGGCAUCGGGGGGGUGGCGAUCUUUCUUGUCAGGAUUGGGAGGGAAGAGCGGCAGCGGUGCAGGUUCCGCUGCCUCUUCGGGCGUGCAACCGCAGCAGCAGGCUAGUCGCGCCCUCGAGCCCGACGACACAGUCCCGGCACCCGGAUGCGAGCUCAUCUCGUUCGGAGCAGGGUGCUUCUGGGGGGUGGAGCUGGCAUUCCAGCGCGUGCCAGGUGUCACGAAGACAGCCGUCGGAUAUGCGCAGGGGUUGAUAGAUACGCCUAGCUAUGGAGACGUAUGCAGUGGCAACACGGGCCAUGCUGAAGUCGUUCUUGUGGAGUACGACCCGAAAGAGACGUCUCUGGAAACACUUCUCGACGUGUUCUGGAGCCGCCACGAUCCCACUCAGCUCAAUCGACAGGGAAACGAUGUAGGUACCCAGUACAGGUCCGGGAUUUACUUCUACACACCAGAGCAAGAAGCCACAGCCAAGAAGUCGCUCGAGGAAGUGCAGGCACGGAUUGGGCGAAAGAUUGUGACGGAAGUUCUUCCUGCGAGAAAAUUCUACGCAGCAGAGGAGUAUCACCAGCAGUACCUCUCCAAAGGGGGCAGAUUUGGCCGCAAGCAGUCGGCAGCUAAGGGGUGCACGGAUCCAAUCAGCUGCUAUGGUUGAGACUGGACGAACUGGCAGGUGGAAGGGUCGAAAAAGAGAGAGAGAGAGAGAGAGAGAGAGAGAGAGAGAGAGAGAGAGAGAGAGAGAGACAUGGAAAAUGUAGAGGAUAUGGUACUGGGUCUGGGGGAGGGGGAGGGGGAGGUUAGUGCAGAACUUGAUGGUGCAACUUCGUUUUAGUCUGAUUAUGAAGAUCAGUGUUAAGUUCCUGUUUCCUUGUUAGAAAACGCUGUUUCCUUAACUCGUUAGGGGAGGUCCAUUUCACGUGCAUGCUCAUUAGGAAAGCUCAUGGUAGACAUCUGACGACGUUUGUGUCCAUGGAUGACGCUUGCUCCUUUAAACUCAUUUGCAGCAGCAGCUGUUUGAUUCGCUGCAUUAGGAAAGCUCAUUGUUUGCAUGCUCAUUAGGAAAGUCCUGAUCUGUCCGCUGCACUUGUACAGUGUCCGAAAUGGCAAUGGAACAUUGUGUACAGACUUGAUUUGGUCGAUCACGGCUGGUGCUCCUGUGGAAAGUCCUAAUACGCUUCUUUGCUCAAUUAUGUACUCAAUCGCCACAGAUGAUUUUCUUCGUGUAUGUUUGCGAUUAAUUUCGGCACCGCACUUCAUGCGUGGCACCAUCAACUUGAAGGAUUCGGACUGUGCUUUGCACAUGGGCUGAUUUGACAGUAGACAGUGGCCUAUGAUGAGCCUGAUGACUGUUUGCAUGCUAAAAAUAACCUAAGUCUUUUAUCCUAAAAAUUGCCCAAGUCUU
This is a messenger RNA of Chara braunii, 2370 nucleotides long. The record is from the annotation of a GenBank genome assembly. Lineage: Eukaryota; Viridiplantae; Streptophyta; Charophyceae; Charales; Characeae.